UGCUUUCUAUGACGCUGUUUCUACUUUAUUAAGAUACCAAGUUGAAAAGCGCUCUAUUAUGGAUAAUUUGGAUUUAGUCAUUCUUUGUCUUGAUGAAACAGUUGAUGGAGGAGACAGACUCAAAUGCUAUUGUCAGCCGAGUAUCUAAACCUCGUAUGGACAUGGUCGAUAUUCCAUUUGCUGAGCAAACCUUGAUGCAGGCUUAUCAAACAGCAAAGGAUAGAUUUGCUAAUCAAUUAUUAAGAUAAUUCUCUUUUUUUAUUUUUACUCCUUUGACUUCCUUUUUC
Messenger RNA from Gilbertella persicaria, 287 nucleotides. RefSeq lists its product as uncharacterized. The record is from RefSeq and is a predicted model, not a curated record. Lineage: Eukaryota; Fungi; Mucoromycota; Mucoromycetes; Mucorales; Choanephoraceae. The transcript has 3 exons. The coding region runs from base 93 to 248 and encodes 51 amino acids.